This is a messenger RNA of Protopterus annectens (West African lungfish), 2278 nucleotides long. RefSeq names its product formyl peptide receptor 2-like. Lineage: Eukaryota; Metazoa; Chordata; Ceratodontiformes; Protopteridae. Bases 221 to 1348 code for a protein of 375 amino acids. The record is from RefSeq and is a predicted model, not a curated record. Gene Ontology annotation, cellular component: plasma membrane. Gene Ontology annotation, biological process: inflammatory response; complement receptor mediated signaling pathway; positive regulation of cytosolic calcium ion concentration. The transcript has 3 exons. Gene Ontology annotation, molecular function: complement receptor activity; G protein-coupled receptor activity.
CCUGCUAUGCUUUGCUGGAACAUUCGGUUAUGCUGAUAGUGAAUCCAGGUGAACUCUUGACAUGCAGAGCUGAAGAAAUAACAACACAAAUGAAAAAAAUGUAAAUCAGCAUAAUAGGAGGCCAAACUGCAUUCAUAUUAAGGUCUUUUUAGUACAUUUGGAAGUAUCUAUCAUUCCCUGAAAUGGACUGCAGCAGAUGUCUACAUAUGCAGAUUGGUAGAUGAGGGCAAUCAUUACGUGUGGAAAUCCAAUUAAACAUUUUAUUUUGAAAAUGAAGAGCAUCACUCCAGCUCCUGAACCUUUAGAGAUUACAUUGGAUAUGCAGAGUUUUAUGACUUCAUCAGAAUACAAUACUACCAUAGAUUUGAAGGAAAUGAAGACCAUCACCAUCAUUUUCUAUAGCAUCACAUUUAUUUUGGGAAUGUUUGGAAACAGUACCAUCAUCUGGGUCACGGGCUUUAAGAUGAAAAAAACAAUGAGCACUGUGUGGUUCCUGAACCUAGCUGUUGCAGAUCUUAUAUUUGUCUUCACUCUUCCUUGGAAUAUAAUUUACAGAAUAAUGGACUUACAAUGGCCCUUUGGGAAAUAUUUUUGUAAAUUUAAUAUUGCUGCCCUAUAUCUUCACAUAUUUGUCAGCAAUUUCCUCAUUGCUGUUGUAAGCAUUGAUCAGUUCUGCAUUGUUGCCUACCCUCUUUGGUCACGCAAUCACAGGACAGUGAUGACAGCCACAGUUGUGGCCUUGAUUUCUUGGGCCAGUGCUGUCUGCCUUUGCUUACCUUACUUUAUUUUCGCUGAAACAUAUACAAAUAUGACAAAAUGUCAGACAAAUUUCUUAUUUGAUGAAGAUUAUGAAAAACACAAUACAGAAGUUCUCUUGAUGAAAAGGACCAAUGCAUUCUUUGCAUUAAGACUGCUGUGCAGUUUUAUUAUUCCAUUUUCCACUAUUGUUACUUGCUAUAUAACAAUCAUAUGGAAACUGAGAAGGAAUUAUAUUACACAAUAUAGUAAACCUUUUAAGGUUUUUCUUGCAGUGAUUGCAGUUUUUGUAAUUUGCUGGUUUCCCUAUUAUAUUGUUGAUGUAAUAGAUGUAAUAUAUAAAAAUUCUGUAAACAAGGAUUACUACUUAGAAAAAGCCAUUGACUAUGGGCGCCCACUUGCAGAUGGUCUUGUAUAUUUUAAUAGUUGCAUCAACACAAUGAUGUACCUCUGCAUGAGUCAAGGUAUUAGAGAAAUAUGUAGAAAACCAAUCUGGUUAAUACUGAAAAAAGUCUUUAGUGAUGACUUUCUCUUUUCUACUGUGAGCAGAUCAUAUUCAGCAUCUGGAACUUGCCAGUAUACAGUAUGUUGAUAUAGAUGUUUGAACUGCCAGUAAUUCAAACUAAAUUAAUCUAUAUGACUGCAUACUCAAGUAUGUAGAUAAUAUUGCAGAGAGUAUUGCAUAAAAAUGACAAUUGUUUUCCUUUGGAAUUCAUCACAACUUUCUCAUUUAGUAAUUUUCAGUACCAUUACUCCAUAAAUUGAACGGUAGCAGUAGAAUUGUACCACACAAAUCCAGGAAUACACUAAAGACCCUAGCAUGAGCCAUAUGACAUGUGCUAGAAAGCUCCUUCCAGCACAAAAUGCAUGAUUGCAAUUCAGAAACAUACUAGCCUUGACAAGGUCAGACCUCAAUAUUGGUUAAUUUGCAUGUUUCUUGAAUAGCAGGUAGUACCACGGUAUGCAGAUCAUGGCUGAUAUGCACAUCACAGUAGUACUCUGCUACUCAUUUAGGCAGUGGAAUCCCCCUCCAAUUAUUCUCUUGCACACAUGUACACAAUCAUGUACACACCCACACACACACACACACACACACACACACACACACACACACACACACACACACAUACACACACUGCACUCUAUUUUCCUGUCCCUACCUUCCUGUGGUCACCCCUCACCCCAAAAUAUGUUAGUGCCUUUAUGGUACAUAUCACUUAGGCCAUGGUAGUCAAGUGGUUCAUGCCACCUCAGUUCUUGUACUAUAGGGGUGCCAUUUAGGCACUUAAGAGUGUAAGUCCAAGUGGCUGGUUGUUUACUCUCUGCAACCCCCAUCAUGCUGUAUGUGCCUCAAGGCUAUUGCUUACUCCCCAUCCCCCAUAGUAACAUUGGUACCAGUAUGGCUACUGCAAUGUGGUGGGGGAUUGCCACACUGAUCUUCAUGGGCAAGAGUUAUUUUGAUCCACUUGGCCAUGUGGAUGGCUUCCUUGGGGCUGUUCUAGGAAGAAACCACAUGGCUUAU